CACUGGGUAUCGCCAUUGUUUUGGUCUGUAUCAACGUCAGGGAGUGCCGCGGAUUAAGGAACAGGAACAGCCGAGACCUGCUUGGUGAUUCUGCCGGACCCCUGCUGGCGAGGGCAGGUGAACUGGUGAGGGGCAGCCUGGAGAGGUGUGACCUGCUGCUGGCUGCUGCCCAUCGCCUGUCUCCUGUUAUGUCAUUCCGUAACAAUUUCUUUAAGGAAAUGGGAGCAGCAGCUGUCACCGAGAUGAAUUCACUGGGUUACUCAGCGCACCAGCGCUCAACAAAUGUGGCAGGUCGCUGGAGGGAACUCCAUUCCCGAGGGUUUCCAGAAGUGUGGAAGCAGAGUAAAGCAAAGUGCAGGGUCAUUGUUGUGGACAAUAUCAUCACCAAUGCCACGCUCAUCAACGAGUGAGGCUAAACGUGCAUUCUUAUUGAUAUUCUGCAGAACUCGAAAUAAUUUCAAACACUCAGCAUCGAACUCUAGUGAAGUUUUAAAUUUUCAUCCUGAUUAUAUGACAAAUCUGAAAAUACUUUUCUUUCCAUUAUUCUCGUGUGGUACCGUCGACAAUAUAAAUAAUAAGAAAAAUAGCUCAAAGCAACGAUUUUUGCUCUCAGGUUCUUGUCCUGGGCGAUGAUGUGGCAGCACCCUGAGACGCGUCUGGUAUUUGUAGGAAAUAUGCAAGAUCUGGACACGUUCUUAAACUACAACGCCUUGCGUAACACCCGCCACGCGUUGUAUGUCGCUCUGCCGCCCAACAAUCCUGGCGUUGCCGCCACAGGGAAUGAUGGUGUGGAGAUCUACCAGCGCUGUUUGUACUGCAACAGAAGCCGCGCUGGAGUGCAGCAACUGCGACGCCGCGGCGAGUACUCCAUGAUGACCGGAAGACAAGUUUUGCUUCCAGAACACAAUGAAGGCUUCAGCGGCCACAGGUUCAAGGUGGUGGCCAUGGAGUACUUCCCCUACAUCAGCUACGAGAGGAUGCAGGGCGCUAACCCAACGCUUCGCUUCAGGGACUCCCUCAACACUCGCAUGAUUACUGUUCUCGCUCAGCAUCUCAACUUCACGUACGAAGUGAUGGAGCCCGAGGACUGUCAAUGGGGCCUGGAAGGGAACGGAGGCAACUGGACGGGCAUCGUGGGCACCCUGCAGCACGAAGAGGCAGACUUCUCCAUGGACCUCACCCUCACGUCUGAAAGGGCAACCGUGGUGGAUUUCUGUCGAGUGUACAUCGAUGAGAAUAUGGUCAUCUUGUCUUCCAAACCUCGACCUCCUCCUGAAUACCUGUCGCUCAUCAAGCCUUUUGAAGGUAACGAGACACCCAAUGCAACAACAGUGAUAGUUUUUGCGAUUAUGGUAAUGCAUGUGAGUUGGGGGGAGGGCGAGGUACACUCCUACUUGAAACAUUUGAUACAUUCAAUACAUCAAUCGAAACUAUAAAGCGAGCAUUCUAAAAUACUGAUUGUAAAACGUCAUAUAGUGACUUAAUACCCAGCGACAAGAAAAAGCCCGAUGCGUUCACUGAACACAUUGAUACGAUAAUGAACCACGUCCAGUAUGCCAGUGACGUUAGAUAAGACGCGAACAUUCCGGGCGCAACGAUCACGCUUCAUUAAUGCCCAUCUACUUAGUAUAGUUACAAAUCAUCUUAGAUAAGAUAACUAUUACUUGUAAGGUCAUAUAAAUUAUGCAGACACAAAAAAAUGCCGUAUCUUACAAGUGCUUAACAAGAGAUUUGAAACGAAUACAAAAGUCUGUUGCACAUUUGAAAACAGCAAUUGAAUACGUAGGUUAAUCAGCAGAUAAGAAUAUUGCCCAGUGACUUACCAUGUCCGCAAGUCUUCAUUUAGAAACAUUUCUGCGCCAAAAUUCGUGACCAGUAUAGUUGCUGUGAACCAAGACGACGCAGAAGCAGAAAAAUAAGAAUAAUAUCUAAGAAGGCACAAGAACAGAAGUAGACGUAGGAAAAGAAGCAUAAUAACAGAAGAAAGGAGGGAAUAGACAGAAAUCAGAAGAUAACGUGGGAAGAAGCCGGCAAGAGCACAAGACAGUCAAAGGGAGAUACAAGAGCAAGUAGCAAGAUUACCAGUACAUAUCGCAAACCGAUGAUUCAAGAGAAGGUACCGAGAACAACAACAAUAUCCAGGCCCAGAAGUUUCCAAUGACUAAUAGACAGAGAAGCAGAAGACGGUAAAAGACAAAUGAGAAUAAGAGAUAUACAACCAAAUACAAGACAAAGAGAAAAUAUCGCAGGACGAGGAAGCAAGAUAGUGAAGCAGAAGACGGCAAGAGACUGAGACGAACAUGAGAUACAUGAACAAAUAUCAAGACAAAUAGAAGAUAUUGCAGGCCGAGAAACCAAGAUAAUGGAGCAGAAGACAGCAAAAGACAAAGACGAACAAGAGAUACAGAAGUAAAUGCCAAGAUUAAGAGAAGCAAAAGAAAGAGAGAGAAGCUUCUAGAACAAACUCCCAUACCCCGAAGUUAUCAGAGGACUAAGAAAUACCAAAACUGAAGACGAUCAGGGGAUGUUGACGUGACCAACAAUACGGCCCAGAGGAUGAUCAGCUGACUAAUAGAUUAACGUAUGAAUAACAGAUAUCUCAAGAAAAAGAGCCAAAUAUCUAUAACUCAACCAUCAGAUUAUGAGGGAGAAAGGAAAUGGGUCAUACGUGAAGAGGCUACUAAAAUGAGCCAUAAUGGUAAUGAUAACAGUUCUGGGCGAGAACGUCGUAAAUGGCGAGAUACAGGCAGCAACUAGGCGCUAGGAAAACGGAAGAAAGCCACUAGAACUCGGAGAGAGGAGUCCUGGAUCUGAGAAGGCCAGACCAGGGCGAGACAAGGAGCAAGAUGGCUCAGCUCACCAGAUUGCUGGUCGUAAGUAGAGCUUAAAAGUUUG
This is a messenger RNA of Scylla paramamosain (green mud crab), 2895 nucleotides long. RefSeq lists its product as uncharacterized. Bases 630 to 1436 code for a protein of 268 amino acids. Gene Ontology annotation, molecular function: ligand-gated monoatomic ion channel activity. Lineage: Eukaryota; Metazoa; Arthropoda; Malacostraca; Decapoda; Portunidae. Gene Ontology annotation, cellular component: membrane. The record is from RefSeq and is a predicted model, not a curated record. The transcript is spliced from 5 exons.